Messenger RNA from Anolis sagrei ordinatus, 3137 nucleotides. The record is from RefSeq and is a predicted model, not a curated record. Lineage: Eukaryota; Metazoa; Chordata; Lepidosauria; Squamata; Anolidae.
UCCUCCUCCUUCUCUCCAGGCUCCUCCCUCUGCUUGACCGUUCGUGCUCCGCCAUGUCCGGCCGCGCCAGGGCCAGAGCCAGGGGCCGAGCCCGCCCCGCACAGAUCGAGGACGACGCCACCGCCGCCGCCGCCCUCAGAGCCGGAGCCGCGCUUAAGCCCCUCCCGGUUUAUGGAACCCCUCGGCCUGGGCAGCAGCCGGAGCCGCCGGCGGAAGGGCCGCUCAUUGGUCGCGGUCGCCAGAGAGGAGGAGGAGGAGGAGGAGGAGGAGGGCUGCCUGCACAGGAUGCGGCCAAGGAGCUGGAAAUCUCAGCCGGGUUUCAAGAGAUGAAGUUGGGCGAGAGAGGCGGGUAUAGAAGGAACUAUAAUGACAUCGGAGUCUACACCCGCCAGUCCAUUGAGCAUGUCAAGGAGGCUAAGACAGGAGUUUCGGGGACUGCCAUCGCCUUGAGCACCAACCACUUCCGCCUGACUUCGCGCCCCCAGUGGACCUUGUACCAGUACCACAUUGACUUCAGCCCGCCCAUGGAGUCUCGGCGCCUGCGCUGCGCCCUCCUGUUCCAGCACGAGGACCUCCUUGGCAGGACGCACGCCUUUGACGGGACCAUCCUGUUCCUGCCCAAGAAAGUGGGGAACAAGGUGACGGAAGUGUACAGCCAGACCCGUCAGGGAGAGACGGUGAAGAUUAUCAUCACCUUAACCAAUGAGUUGCCAUCGACCUCGCCAACGUGCCUGCAGUUCUACAACAUUAUUUUCAGAAGAGUGUUGAAAAUAAUGAAUCUGCAACAAAUUGGACGGAAUUACUACAAUCCGAGUGACCCCAUCAGUGUUCCCAAACACCGGCUGAUGGUGUGGCCGGGCUUCACCACCUCCAUCUUGCAGUACGAGACCAGCGUCAUGCUGUGCUCAGACGUCAGCCACAAGGUCCUCCGGAGCGAGACCGUCCUGGACUUCAUGUAUUCCCUGUACGAUCAAGUGGGCGAGCAGAGGUUCAGGGAGGUCUGUGCCAAAGAGCUGGUCGGCCUCAUCGUCCUCACCAGGUAUAACAACAAGACUUAUCGCGUGGAUGACAUUUCCUGGGAUGCCAGCCCGAAGGAUCGAUUCAGGAAGGCUGAUGGGUCAGAAAUCAGCUUUAUAGAGUAUUAUCAAAUGCAAUACAACCAGGAGGUCAAGGACCUGAGCCAGCCGCUGCUCCUGAGCCAGCCCAAGAGGAAGAGGGGCCCCGGAGGCGCCACGGAGGUGCCAGGCCCAGCCGCCCUCGUCCCAGAACUCUGCUUCCUGACUGGGCUGACGGAUAAAAUGCGGAGCGACUUCACCGUCAUGAAGGACCUGGCUGUCCACACCAGGCUUGCGCCGGAACAAAGGAUGCGCGAAAUCGGGAAGCUGGUGGAUUACAUCAACAAGGACAAGAACGUCCAGGAAGAGCUGCGCGACUGGGGCUUGAGCUUCGACUCCAACUUGCUCUCCUUCUCGGGGAGAGUCGUUCAGUCCGAGAGGAUCCACCAAGGGGGGAAAGUGUUUGACUACAACCCGCAGGCGGCCGACUGGUCUCGGGAGACGAGGGGCGCCCCCCUGCUGAGCGCGAAGCCCCUGGACAACUGGCUCCUGCUCUUCCCCCGCCAGAACUACGAUGCCGCCAACACGCUGGUGCAGAACCUCUUCAAGGUCACCCCCGCCAUGGGCGUCCAGAUGAAGAAAGCCACCAUGGUGGAAGUGGAAGACAGGACGGAGGCCUACCUGAGAGCCCUGAAGCAGACCGUCACCUCUGACACCCAAAUGGUGGUGUGCCUUCUGUCCAGCAGCCGCAAGGACAAGUACGACACCAUCAAGAAGUUCCUGUGCAGCGACUGCCCCACCCCCAGCCAGUGCGUCCUGGCCCGCACUCUGGCCAAGCCCCAGACGGUCAUGGCCGUCGCCACCAAGAUCGCGCUGCAGAUGAACUGCAAGAUGGGAGGAGAACUCUGGAGCGUCGAGGUCCCUCUGAAGCAGCUCAUGGUGGUGGGCAUCGACUGCUACCACGACACCCUGGCCGGCCGGCGGUCUAUUGCGGCAUUUGUGGCCAGCCUGAACCAGGGCAUGACGCGCUGGUAUUCGCGCUGCGUCCUCCAGGACCGAGGGCAGGAAGUGGUGGACGCGCUCAAAGUGUGCUUCCAGGCGGCCCUGAGGACGUGGUACACCCACAACCAGCACUUGCCCUCCAGGAUCAUCGUCUACCGGGACGGAGUGGGAGACGGCCAGCUCAAGACCCUGGUCAACUACGAAGUGCCUCAGUUCCUGGAGUGCCUAAAAACCAUCGGCCAGGACUACAACCCGAAACUGACGGUGAUUGUAGUGAAGAAGCGCCUGAACAACAGGUUCUUUGCACACAUCAACGGGCGACUCCAGAAUCCGCCACCCGGCACCGUGGUCGAUGUGGAAGUGACCCGGCCAGAAUGGUACGAUUUUUUCAUCGUAAGCCAGUCGGUGAGGUGUGGGACCGUUGCGCCAACACACUACAAUGUAAUUUAUGACAGCAGCGCCCUGAAGCCGGACCACAUGCAGCGGCUGACUUACAAGCUGUGCCACAUGUAUUACAACUGGCCGGGCGUGAUCCGUGUGCCGGCGCCCUGCCAGUACGCGCACAAGCUGGCCUUCCUGGUCGGGCAGAGCAUCCACCGGGAGCCCAACCUGGCCCUGGCCGAGAACCUGUACUACCUGUGAGGAAGAGAAGGAGGAGGAGGAAGAGGAAGGAGGAGGGAGAGAAGGGGAUCGUUUUCCCAAUUUGAAUGUUCUACUGUUUACUCAAGUCAUGUGCCUUUCAGGGGAGGGGGCUGGGAUGUUUUGGCCAGUUUGGCCUUGCACUUUUUGAUUUAUUAUUAUUUAUCGAGUCAGGGGCAACCACUUUUUGUUGUGGUCCUAAGAAUGACCGUGCCCCCUUCUCAUGUUGUUCUGUUCUCUGAUAUUCACUUGCAAUCAGUUUGUUGCGGGAGGCUUUCACAGCUGGAAUCACGGGUGUCGUGUGGUUUCCGGGCUGCGUGGCCGUGUUCUAGCCGCAUUUUCUCCUUGUUACACUGUUACAGUGAUGUUAUUUAAGAACCUUUAUGUUACGAUAUAGAAAGCUACAUGUCCAGGUUGGGUCAGUAAACCCCUUGUUUGGCA